AUGGAACAUGAUCCCCAUGACUGUGUACAAUUAAUGCAACAAGAAACUUCAGGAUUUGAUCAUGUACAUGAAAACCCCCUUGAUGACCCUGAUUUUGAGUAUUUUGUAGAUGGAAGCAGGUUCAUGGGAGAAACGCCCGGUUCCACACUGGAUAUGCAGUGGUCACACAGCAUGAGGGUGUCCGAAAGCCUUCCCAGUAGCAAAAGCAAAGGCAAAGAACACAGCAAAGAAGCUGAUCCAGAUUCAGUUGAAGGAACACAUAGUCUGCAACCAGGAGACUGGGUGGUGAUAAAAAGACAUGUAAGAAAAGGCCUUGAUCCCAGAUUUGAUGGUACUUCCCAAGUCCUGUUGACUACUCAUACAGCAAUGUCUUCGCCUUCUCCUUCGGUUGGCAGUCGAAGUAGUCCAUCCUUUCAGAUGCCGGAACACUCCGAAAUUGAAUCCUCUGCUGGCGAGGAAUUGCGUUUUUCUCCUGAACCAAUGGAGUCAACACAGGAGGGUACACAUUCCUUUGAAAAUGUGCGAAGUAGACAUCAUAACGACGACGGUGACACAAACAGGCAAAGUGACACUCCAUCACCUGUUCAAACAAGAACUUCCAGGCGUGGUGGUCGCGGACAACGUGGGCGUGGCAGUCGUCGUGGACGUGUAGGCUGUCUGAAAUCAUAUCAACACGCUGGAGGUCAAUCCGCGAUAGGUUUAUGCGUGACCUCAAUCGUGAUCGAACGGCACCAAGUGGUUCGGGUGCUUCUCGGAGGAAACCUUACCAAUAUGCACCACAUCUUCAAUUUCUUCAACGUUGUUUUCAGCUGCCCACGACUCAUUCAAGCACACUCCCUCCUGAAGCAGAACCUCUUGAACAUGAGGAAUCAACCGAACAGUUGUCUUGACGAUCUACCAAUCAAACUUCAUUACCAUCUCAGUCACAGGAUUCUGCUCUGGAGUCGCGCCGCGCGCAAAAUUGAGACAUGUGCUCAGAUUUAA
This is a messenger RNA of Bufo gargarizans (Asiatic toad), 984 nucleotides long. RefSeq lists its product as uncharacterized. The transcript has 9 exons. The record is from RefSeq and is a predicted model, not a curated record. NCBI's taxonomy places the organism in Eukaryota, Metazoa, Chordata, Amphibia, Anura, Bufonidae. Bases 1 to 984 code for a protein of 327 amino acids.